CCUAGUCCCGGAAGCACCGCCUGCCUGACAUUCAUCCCAUCACGGCUGUGGCACUGGGCAGGAGACGCGGGACCCGUGGGCAAUGUGGAAGCAGCGGCUGCGCGAGGCGCUGCUGGUGUUGGGGGGUGGUGUCGCCAUCUUCGCCGGGCACGGCACCGUCUCGGGCGAUGAGCGGUUCUAUCGCGAGCUGCUCAUGCCGGCGCUGCGUCGAGUCGUGCCGCCUGAGGCGGCGCACACGUUCUCCAUCCGCCUGCUGGCGCUGGGCCUCGGCCCUCGCCUCCACCCCACACGGAACGACGGCCCUGCGCUGGAGACGCGCGUGUUUGGCCGCACGUUCGCGAACCCCGUGGGCAUCGCGGCCGGCUUCGACAAACAUGGCGAGGCGGUGGACGGCCUCUUCCACCUGGGCCUCGGCUUUGUGGAGGUCGGCAGUGUCACUCCGCUCCCGCAGCCCGGAAACCCCAAGCCCCGCGUGUUCCGGUUGAGCGAGGACAGCGCAGUCAUCAACCGGUACGGGUUCAACAGCGACGGGCACGAGGUGGUGGCGGCACGUCUGGGGGCACGAGCGGACGCGCAGAAGGAGCUGUCUCGAGGUGGGCAUCCCCUCGGCAUCAACCUGGGCAAGAACAAGCUCUCGCCCAGCGCCGCGGAUGACUACGUGGCGGGGGUGACGCGCUUUGGCCCGCUGGCCGACUACCUUGUGGUGAACGUGUCUUGCCCCAACACGCCGGGCCUACAGGUCCUUCAAGGAUGCUCCGAACUCAGGGCCCUGCUGCAGCAGGUUGUGCGUGCGCGUGACGCACUGCCCACUCCACACAGGCCGGCCUUGCUGCUCAAGAUUGCGCCGGACCUCACCAACGAGGCCAAGCGCGACAUCGCAGCCGUUGUCACUGAGAUGGGUGUGGACGGCCUUAUUGUGAGCAACACCACUUUGAGCCGGCCGGCGGGCCUGCAGUCCGCUCACCGCACCGAGACCGGGGGGCUGAGCGGGGUGCCGCUCCGAGAGCUCUCCACGCAGACCGUGCGAGACAUGUACAAACUCACCGGAGGCUCCGUGCCAAUUGUGGGGGUCGGCGGGAUAACAAACGGCGCCGACGCAUUCGAGAAGAUCCACGCGGGGGCCUCGCUUGUGCAGCUCUACACGGCGCUCAUGUACCAGGGCCCGCCCGUCAUUGCGCGCGUCAAGCGCGAGCUGCGGGACCUGCUCAGUGAACACGGCUACAGCAGCGUGGCCGAGGCUGUCGGGGCCGAACACCGGGAACCCCGGACUGGAUUGCCGCGGCAGGCGGAGCGUAAUGCGGGGGGUGCGGCGGCGUGACGGGAGGGGGGGGGUGCGGCGGUGUGACGGACGCGAUGUGGCUGAGCUGUGCAGUGGUGAUGUCGCUGAGAACCGUAGCUGUGAGCCGGAUUUUUCUGCCGAACGCUCAUCACACAUACGUAGGAUAACACUCAUUUGGUCUGUGAAGAUGAGUUCAGGAGUCCUCCUUGUUCUGCUGCCAUCCACUGGCACACCUCACGGCCUAGCUGGUCUAGGAGUUUAACAAAUCCCUACGAAAUACACCAAAACUUGCCUCUCCACAGGUGUGCGCCACUGUAUCCAGCUCAUACAUUUGUGUUUUCCUGAAUCUUUAUCACCAAGGAAGUUUCGUGAAAGGUUUCACGAGUAUAAUAUAUGAAUUUCAAUCGCUGCCUUCAUAUGUAUUUUGGUAUUGGUACAUCCUCGCAAAAUUGUAAUUUUAAUUGUUAACAUGAGCUGUGGAUGUGCUGCUGCACUCGCGAUAAUUACGUUUCCUCUCCACAAACAUGCAAUUUUUUUAUCGCUUGUGCGCGUUAACGUCAAGCGGACGCACAACACGUCCCACUCGAUGGUUAUUUGUAUUUUUGUAAAGCUGAUGUAAGAAGCGGCGGUUGCCUUUUCCCCACCACCCAUCGCUCACUUGCUUGGCCGAGCAAAUUUGGCGAUAGUGUCGACUUUCUGACGUGUGGUCGUUGUAAAGCUGUUGCGACAGAAGAACAAAUAAACCGCAGGUCACCGACCUCGAUGACCUGCCGACAAUCGAG
Lethenteron reissneri (Far Eastern brook lamprey) is the source of this 2061-nucleotide messenger RNA. It is a transcript of the gene DHODH, whose product is annotated as dihydroorotate dehydrogenase (quinone). Lineage: Eukaryota; Metazoa; Chordata; Hyperoartia; Petromyzontiformes; Petromyzontidae. Gene Ontology annotation, biological process: 'de novo' pyrimidine nucleobase biosynthetic process; pyrimidine ribonucleotide biosynthetic process. Gene Ontology annotation, molecular function: dihydroorotate dehydrogenase activity. The record is from RefSeq and is a predicted model, not a curated record. Gene Ontology annotation, cellular component: cytoplasm; mitochondrial inner membrane.